Messenger RNA from Thlaspi arvense, 1430 nucleotides. Lineage: Eukaryota; Viridiplantae; Streptophyta; Magnoliopsida; Brassicales; Brassicaceae. The record is from the annotation of a GenBank genome assembly.
UUUGGAUUCUGGUGGUUUAAAAAAAAAAACAAAGAUCACGAGUGUCACUUGUGUUUUCUGUAACCGUUUCAUUUGGUCAAUUUAAUUACAGAGACAAAAAAAAAAAAAGACAGAACAGAACCCAAAGAUUCAAUUGUUUUGCUGUCUUCACAACUCCUCUUCUUUUUCUUCUUCACUGAGAAUUUAGAGUUUGUGUCAAAAAUGGAUUCUGAUCUUUAUAUCUUUGAUGGGUCUUCAUCGUCUUCCUCAAUUUGCCACCAUUCAAGUAGUACUGAUCCAGAAAUGUUUUCUUCCGACACAACAACAACAGAUCUCUUCUCCAACAAUCCUUAUCUCAAUCAAAUUGAUGAUCAAUCCCUUAAUUUCUUUGAAAGUUUUACCCCUGCGACUCAUCAUCUCCUCUCUUCUUCUCCUCCGAUAUCUCAGCUCCAAACCCUAAACCUCUCUCACACAAACAGUUUCCCCAACUUCUCUGGUUUCGAAAGCUUUGACUCCGUCAAAACAGAGGAGCUCGUGUUCAAUUCUCCGUUUGAUGUUCCAAUCAUGGAAGAUUCCUCGAAUUUCCAGAAUCAGAAUUUAUUAUGCUCGCCGGAUUUCUCCUGCUUCGCCGGUCACAUGCGACGAGUCUGCAGCGCCGGCGAUUUGCAGAAUCUGAGGAGGGAUUUUACGGGGCAACGAUCACACUCGAGUCCGUUAGUGGUCGAGAGCUCAUCGGCGAUGCCGUUUUCCGGAGAAGAACAGAGUUUGAAGCUGGGGCGUUACAGUGCCGAAGAACGUAAAGAGAAGAUUUCAAAGUAUAGAGCUAAACGAACACAGAGAAACUUCACCAAAACCAUUAAGUAUGCAUGCCGGAAAACGUUGGCGGACAACAGACCAAGAGUACGUGGCAGAUUUGCACGAAACGACGAAGUUUUUGAGAACCCCACCGUCACUAGACAAGAAGACGACGACCUUUGGAAUUUGGAUGGGUUGCAUGAUGAAGAAGAAGCUUUUGUGAACAGCUUUGUGGAGUGUCAGUCUCAGUCUCAGCCUCAGUUGCAAAUGCAAUACACAACGCCGUCAUUCUGGUGAAAGCAUCUGUCUGAGAAAUAAGAGCUGAAUAUUGUUUUUCGGAUUUAAAUUAAUAUGUAAAAUAGAGAGGAAUCGAAUCGGGUCAUAAUAUUGGAUAUUUUAGUUUUGAUUCUCGCGUUCUUCAGAAAGCAAUAACUAUCCGAUUAUAUGACUCGAUUAUAGUACUGCACCAGAAUAAACAAUUUAGUAAAUAUGGAUAUUUAUCUUUAGGAGAAUAAAAAUAGUGAUUUUAUAAGUCACUUAGUGAUAGUGUCAUUCAUAGUGGUAUUGUAGCUUUUUCAUUUGUGUACUUUAAAAAUAUUGAAACUGUUUUUCAUUUGCUUUUUUAUAUAAAAACUAGAUUAUGAUACGUGUAUUAA